AACUCAUCAGCUAAGAGUAAUGUUUUAAGACAGAUUUUGAUUGGAGCUCAAUGAUAGUUGAAUAAUAUACUCAGAAAUAAUUAAAAAAUGAAGAUAUUUGUAUAAUUUACUUCCAGCACACAUCAUGCAAUCAACACCAGAAAGUUACCAAACUUUCGCAUGGAUCACUUGCGCUUCCAAACUUUUCUAGAUUUCCCAAGUGUGAAAAAUCUGCACUUUCUCUUUCCCAACUCCCAAGUCUACUCUUUGAAACCGCAUAGCAGGAUUUCGAUCCAUGCUCUUGCAUUUGUCAACCCCAUCAGAUUUCAUGGUUUUUCGAAUUUAGAGGUGUGAGAAACCUUGAAGGAGUCUCCCGGGAUUCGGAUCAAGCAUAAGGAAUGGAGUUCUCCCACGCUUCAUUCCAUGGAACCAUGAAAUCUGAAGCUGAAAAUGUUCUAAAUGCAAUACUGCCUCAGUUGAAACUACUCUCUAUGGCUGUCAUGGGUCUAAUUCUUGCCCACCGGAAAUUCCAAGUUGUCCCGAAAGAGACAUUCAAGAUCCUCAGCAGGCUUGUUUUUGCUCUGUUCUUGCCCUGCUUGAUCUUCAUUGACCUUGGUUCAUGCAUUAGUCUCACCAAUUUCAUUCAUUGGUGGUUCAUUCCCGUAAACGUGGUUCUAAGCACUGCUAUUGGCUGCGUAUUGGGUCUGUUGGUGGCAGUAAUCUGCCGCCCGCCGCCCGAAUACUUUCGCCUCACCAUUAUCAUGACAGCAUUUGGAAACACGGGCAAUCUCGCCCUUGCAAUUGUUUCAGCAGUUUGCGACAGCUCUGAUAACCCAUUUGGUGACGAUUGUUCAUCGACUGGUGUGGCGUAUGUAUCCUUUUCCCAAUGGGUUGCUGUUAUUCUUGGCUGCACUCUCGUUUACCAUAUGAUGGAGCCGCCAUUGGAGAAUUCUGAGAUUGUUGAAGAAGGAGCUGAGAUUGAGGAAAUACCCACUGAGAUCGAGAUUGAGGAAACACCCACUGAUAAUCUCAGCGUGCCGCUUCUUGUUGAAGCUGAAUGGCCAGGGCUCGAGGAGAAGGAAACAGAGAAUUGCAAGACACCCUUUAUUGCAAGGCUUUUCCAUAGCAUCUCCAGCAUCUCAAGAACUACUUUUCCGGAUCUUGAUUCAGUGCAGGAAGGUCGAACGUGUUUGGCAGAGCCUAGGAUGGUUAGAAAAAUCAGAAUUGUUGCUGGGAAAACUCCAUAUCGCCACAUUCUUCAGCCACCAAUAACUGCUUCGGCAUUAGCUAUUAUUAUAGGACUUGUUCCUGCGAUUAAAUCUUUUGUUUUUGAUGAUGACUCUGUAGUUUCUUUUAUCACGGACAGUUUAGAUUUUAUGGCCGAUGCAAUGGUGCCUUCAACUAUGCUUGUUCUUGGAGGAAUGCUUGCUGAGGGUCCCAAUGAAUCUAGUUUAGGAAUUCGAACCACCAUUGGCAUCAUUGUAGCAAGGCUCUUAAUACUUCCUUUGCUUGGAAUUGGUGUCGUCAUAACGGCCGAUAAGUUUAAUUUUUUGGUCUCUGGGGAUCAAAUGUACCGGUUCGUGCUUUUGUUGCAAUACACAACACCAAGCGCCAUCUUGUUGGGGGCAAUCGCAAGCUUGAGGGGUUAUGCAGUGAAUGAGGCAUCGGCACUCCUCUUCUGGCAGCAUGUGUUUGCUCUGUUCUCCCUUACAGUGUAUAUAAUUGUGUACUUCAACGUGAUCCUUUCUUUUAUCUAAAAGGGUGCACAGGAUGAUGCAUAGGAGACUUGCUCUUGCUCUGCAAUCAGGGGGGGGAUCAAUCAACAGUAAGUUUUUGCUCUGCAUCUCUUACAAUAUGCAAUCAGUUCAGAUUCAGUUGUUUUGGAAGUCGAAUUUAUUUAUUGAACUUCUCAGCAAGUUAGAAUUAAAUACACUACUCACUGACGCAUUGAAAGAUUUAGUUGAGAAUAUUUAUCAAAGAUUGGGCUCCCUUUUGUUUA
Messenger RNA from Corylus avellana, 1978 nucleotides. RefSeq names its product protein PIN-LIKES 2. The record is from RefSeq and is a predicted model, not a curated record. NCBI's taxonomy places the organism in Eukaryota, Viridiplantae, Streptophyta, Magnoliopsida, Fagales, Betulaceae. Gene Ontology annotation, biological process: endoplasmic reticulum to cytosol auxin transport. Gene Ontology annotation, cellular component: membrane.